CAAAAUUUAUGCAUGUAUUUCAUUUUUACCUUGAAAAUUAUCUCACUGUGUCUAAUAUGACACCGACUGCAUAAUCAGAUAAUCUCCAAUGCAGUGGUCAUAUGCCGCCUGAAUAUGCAAUACAAGAAAUAUUUUUUCAAUAGUCUACGCACCAAAAAAAAAAAAAAAACCACCAACGCUAUAAAAAUUGACUGAACAUUUCGAGCUGUAAGCAGAAAAGUUGUUUGAUUUAUCUUUUCCUGCUCGCAUAUAAAAUAAUUAUCUCUGGAAUGGCAACUGUGGAGUGAGGGGAAGACAGUCACGUUUUUAGAUCCAAAGUUGAGUAACAUAUGAUCAAAGAGUAAGUUAUAAGAGCUAUUAACCCUGAUGGAGUAUGAAAGUGAAACCCUUAAAAGAGGAUAUACAACGGCACCAAGAAAUCAAAACGAAGGAAGCAAUAUGGCAAAAAGAGAAGACAGAAUAUCAGAAUUGCCUGUGCAUAUUAUUCAUCAAAUCUUAUGCCGCACUGACCUCGGCGUUGAAGAGGCGGCGAGAAGUUGUAUGUUGUCCAAGACAUGGUACUAUUGCUGGACUUCAAGACCUAAUUUGAUAUUCUAUCAAUUUGAUAUGACCCUUGAAAACUAUGUCAAGUUGGUUGAUCAAUCUCUGCGAUUCCAUGUCGAACAAAACUUACAUCUUGAACAAUUCAUCCUUAGAUAUCGUGAUCCAGAAGUGGAUUUUCACGUGGAUACUUGGAUUGAAUUGGCGGUUAAACUCAACGUCACAGAGCUGGGAAUUCACCGUUUGGGUUUAACAUCAUAUAACUUACCUGAUGUUAUUUAUGAUGCUAAAAAGCUGACAACAUUGCAGUUAAGCAGGUGCAAUUUUGAAUUUGACAAAAGAUUUUCUUGGCUCGAGUCUCUUUCUUUGAAUCAUGUCCAUAUUUCAGAUGCCCAAUUGCAAAGAGUUAUCAACAGAUGCCCAUCUGUCAGGACUCUAAGGUUACAGUGUUGUGAGGGUAUAAGCAAAUGUCAUAUUUUUGGCUUAGUACAUCUCAAGUAUUUCGAUGCUAGUUAUUGCAAACUCCAUAGUGUGAUAGUCCAAGCUCCAUAUCUUCAAUGCUUUAGAUAUACAGAACCUACUGAACAGGGCAAUCUUCAUCCUUGCGAAAUUGCUAUUUUGGAUGGUUACAGUACUUUACAAACACUGGAGCUCACUGGUGCCACCAUCACAGACCAACAGUUUCGAGAUGUAUCCUAUAAGUUCCCAAAUAUUUCAGAAUUGAAUCUAAGAUUAUGCUAUAACCUGAAAAAUAUAGAGAUUCAGAGUGAAAAACUCAAGAAAUUCACCUUAUUUGAGUUGAAGAGUCUGGAAAAACUCACGAUUCAAGCUCCAAAUUUAUUGGAAUUUGAUUUUCAUGGUAGUAAAAUGCCCGUCACAUAUAUGGAUACUUCUUCCCUAGAAAGUGCCCGACUGAUAUUAAUAAUAUUUUGUCGCCAGACCAAAAGCAUCCUUAUUUAUGAAAAUCUAAGAGAAAUUGUUAUUCCACCAAGUCACAAAGUCGAGAUAUUCAUUGCAUCCAUGCUGAGUGUUGAAUCGAUCAUUGGAAUAAUAAUGUUCGGAAGUCCCUAUAUCAUAUCCAUACUUCCAUGUACAGAUAGCAAAGCACUACAGGCGAUGUCUACACUAAAAGGGUGUACACAAAAGCAAAAUUGUGGUAAAGAAUGUCCAUUCAAUACCAAGUGGCAUCGUAACUUAAAAGAUGUUAUCAGUUGUACUGGGACACCUGAGGAGGGAAUGGCCGCCUCCAUGUGGUAUCUCUGGUUGAAAUCUACAUCUGUAAUUGACCAAGUGAAUAAUUUCAUGUUAAAAUGGAAAUAACAAGCUUAGACCAAAGAGUCUUGGCGAAUUCAGCAUAUAGAGUUAAUUAGUGUGUAUGAUUUAUUACAUAAUUUAGCAUUUUUUGGCUGUGUAAGACCUCCAACUUUGAUUACACAUUUAUACUUGCAAUGAAAUAGAUUUUGCGCAGUCUA
Solanum tuberosum (potato) is the source of this 2012-nucleotide messenger RNA. RefSeq lists its product as uncharacterized. The record is from RefSeq and is a predicted model, not a curated record. Gene Ontology annotation, molecular function: protein binding. NCBI's taxonomy places the organism in Eukaryota, Viridiplantae, Streptophyta, Magnoliopsida, Solanales, Solanaceae. Bases 367 to 1860 code for a protein of 497 amino acids. The transcript is spliced from 4 exons.